CGAGCGGAGCGGGAGCGAUUGGCUGGGGAGCAAUUUCCCGGAGUACAUCUGUGUCAGGCACAGCCAGCUAAAGCAGUCAUGUAUGCGCAGGCUCUGAUCUCUGGGGAGGUUCAUUACAGGGUCUCCUACAAGGGCAUUCUCUGCUUCUGCACAUCAGCAUGGAAGAAGCUCGUCAAGGGAAGAAAAUGCAACCUGGUCAUGAUGAAGAAGCUGUUGUGGAUAUGGGCAAAAUCAGCUCUAUCAAUACAAAUUUUGAGAAGGAAGAGCUAGAGAGCCACAGAGCUGUAUAUAUCGGAGUUCAUGUCCCACUUGGCAAGCCAGGCCGUCGAAGGCAUAGGCAUCGUGGGCAAAGGCACCACAGAAGAAAAAAAGAAAAAGAUAAUGAUAGAGAGGAUGGCCGAGAAUCUCCAUCAUAUGACACACCAUCCCAACGAGUGCAGUUUAUCUUGGGUACUGAAGAUGAUGAUGAACACAUUCCUCAUGAUCUCUUCACUCAAAUGGCUGAACUUUGCUUCAGGGAUGGCGAAGAAUAUGAAUGGAGAGAAACUGCUAGGUGGCUGAAGUUUGAAGAGGCUGUUGAAGAUGGCGGUGAUCGAUGGAGCAAGCCUUAUGUGGCGACUCUGUCUCUGCACAGUCUCUUUGAACUGCGGAGCUGUAUUCUUAAUGGGACCGUCAUGUUGGACAUGAGAGCAAACACACUUGAUGAGAUAGCAGAUAUGGUUUUGGACAACAUGAUUGCCUCUGGCCAGCUGGAUGAAUCCAUAAGAGAGAAAGUGAGAGAGGCUCUUCUAAAGAGGCACCAUCAUCAGAAUGAGAAGAAAUUCAGCAGUCGGAUUCCUCUAGUUCGGUCUUUCGCAGAUAUAGGCAAGAAACAUUCUGACCCUCACUUGCUUGAACGAAAUGGGGAAGGCCUUUCAGCCUCCCGCCACUCUUUACGAACAGGUCUCUCUGCCUCCAAUCUUUCCCUGAGAGGAGACAGCCGUUUGUCGGUUCUUCUCAGUUACCUUCUUCCUUCUUCAAGAGCUGGGACCCCGGCAGCCUCAAGGUGUACAACCCCUGUAACCACCCCUCAAAACACACCACCCUCCAGCCCAACCACAAGUGCCCAGCAAAGCCCGCUUCAGGGCAAGGAAUUGCUGGUGUCACCUGCCAGUGAUGAUAUUCCUUCAGUAGUAAUCCACCCACCUGAGGAGGACUUAGAAGUGCAGGAAAGCCAGGAAAAGAAGACAGAGGAAAAUAUUGGCAAAACACCAGGGCUGUUGGCAUCUCCACAGUCAGCACCUGGAAAUUUGGACACUGGGAAAAGUGGAGAUGUUAAAGCUACUGGAACAGGAGGAAGCAGAGAAAACAGCACUGUUGAUUUUAGUAAGGUUGAUAUGAACUUCAUGAGGAAAAUUCCUUCAGGAGCAGAAGCAUCAAAUGUGUUAGUGGGAGAAGUAGAUUUUUUAGAAAGACCUAUUAUUGCUUUUGUGAGGCUCUCCCCUGCUGUGCUUCUCUCGGGUCUCACAGAGGUUCCAGUUCCUACACGGUUUUUGUUUUUGUUGCUGGGACCAGCAGGAAAAGCUCCACAGUACCAUGAAAUUGGACGAUCAAUAGCAACGCUUAUGACAGAUGACGUUUUCCAUGAUGUUGCCUAUAAAGCAAAAGACCGAAAUGAUUUGUUGUCAGGAAUUGAUGAGUUUUUAGACCAAGUGACAGUCCUGCCUCCGGGGGAGUGGGAUCCAUCUAUACGAAUUGAGCCACCAAAAAGUGUUCCUUCCCAGGAGAAAAGGAAGGCACCUAAAUAUCCAAAUGGAUCUACUCCUACAGGAGAGGGUCUUAAAGAAGAAGGCCAUCAUGCUGGACCUGAACUUCAGAGAACUGGAAGGCUUUUUGGUGGUUUGAUACUUGACAUCAAAAGGAAAGCACCUUUUUUCUUGAGUGACUUCAAGGAUGCAUUAAGCCUGCAGUGCCUGGCCUCGAUUCUUUUCCUAUACUGUGCCUGUAUGUCUCCUGUAAUCACUUUUGGAGGGCUCCUGGGAGAAGCUACACAAGGCAGAAUAAGUGCAAUAGAGUCUCUCUUUGGAGCCUCAUUAACUGGGAUUGCCUAUUCUCUCUUUGCUGGGCAACCUCUUACUAUCUUGGGAAGCACAGGACCAGUUCUAGUAUUUGAAAAAAUAUUAUUUAAAUUUUGCAGGGAUUAUGGUCUUUCCUACCUCUCCCUGCGAGCUAGCAUUGGUCUGUGGACUGCAUUUCUGUGCAUCAUGCUUGUAGCCACAGAUGCCAGCAGCCUCGUGUGCUACAUCACUCGAUUUACUGAGGAAGCUUUUGCAGCACUUAUAUGCAUCAUAUUUAUUUACGAGGCAUUGGAAAAGCUUAUCCAUUUGGGAGAAGUGUAUCCCUUCAACAUGCGCAAUGAUUUGAAUAAACUGACUUCAUAUUCAUGUGUGUGUUCUGAGCCUGAGAAACCAAGCAAUGAAACAUUGCGUUUGUGGAGGACUAUGAAUAAGUCUCGUGAAGAUAUAGCAUGGAAUAAUCUUACAGUUUCUGAAUGUUUAGAAUAUCAUGGUGUGUUUCAUGGAUCAGCUUGUGGCCAUCACGGACCAUAUAUUCCAGAUGUUCUUUUCUGGUCUGUCAUACUAUUUUUUGCAACAUUUUUCCUCUCCUCUUUCCUUAAGAAAUUCAAGACCAAACGCUAUUUCCCAACUAAGGUGCGUUCCACCAUCAGCGACUUUGCAGUAUUUCUGACCAUAGUAAUCAUGGUUGUGAUUGACUAUCUUAUAGGAGUACCUUCUCCUAAGCUUCAUGUUCCAGAGAAGUUUGAACCCACCCGAAAAGAUCGAGGAUGGUUCAUAAAUCCUCUUGGAAGCAAUCCCUGGUGGACACUCUUGGUUGCUGCUGUUCCUGCUUUACUCUGUACCAUUCUCAUUUUCAUGGAUCAACAAAUAACAGCUGUUAUUAUAAACAGGAAAGAGCAUAAACUGAAGAAAGGCUGUGGUUAUCAUCUUGAUCUGCUCAUGGUUGGUAUUAUGUUGGGAAUAUGUUCUAUCAUGGGCUUACCGUGGUUUGUUGCUGCAACUGUCCUGUCUAUAAGUCAUGUUAACAGCCUGAAAGUUGAAUCUGAAUGCUCAGCACCAGGAGAACAACCAAAGUUUUUGGGAAUCCGGGAGCAGCGAGUGACAGGAUUGAUGAUUUUUGUGCUGAUGGGGACGUCAGUGUUCAUGACCUCUGUGUUAAAGUUUAUUCCAAUGCCAGUUUUGUAUGGUGUCUUUCUUUACAUGGGAGUAUCAUCUUUAAAAGGCAUUCAGUUUUUUGACCGUCUAAAACUGUUUGGAAUGCCUGCCAAACAUCAGCCUGACCUGAUUUAUCUGCGUUAUGUGCCACUCUGGAAGGUCCAUAUCUUUACAGUUGUUCAGCUCACUUGUCUAGUUCUGUUGUGGGUGAUCAAAGCCUCUGCAGCUGCUGUUGUUUUCCCUAUGAUGGUUCUAGCAUUAGUGUUCAUUCGUAAGCUUAUGGAUUUGUGUUUCACCAAAAAAGAGCUUAGCUGGCUUGAUGAUCUUAUGCCAGAAAGUAAAAAGAAGACAGAAGAUGAUGAAAAGAUAAAAGAGAAAGAAGAAGCAGAGAGAAUGUUUUCAGACCAUGACAGUGUACACCUUGCAUAUGGAGAAGCAAGUAUAGAUUUUCCUGUAAAAAGCCUGAAAUACAGCACUGAUCCCUCAGUUGUAAACAUAUCAGACGAAAUGGCCAAAACUGCACAGUGGAAGGCUCUUGCCAUGAGUACUGAGAAUGCCAAAGUAACAAGAGCUAACCUGAGCCCUGAAAAACCAGAAAGUGUGAAAAUAGAAGUGGAAAAGUCACCUGUUGUGAGAUAUGUGGAUGCUGAAACAUCUUUAUAGAACGGAACCAAUGGGAAUUGCGUGUAUUUGUGUGUGUAUAUAUAUCGCUGUAGGAUAUUAUACCAUGGAAGUGUGAUUUCCAGUUUAAGGAGCAACAUAUAUUUAAUUUCUGCCAUUUUUUUGGGCACUGUAGAUAUGCUUGCAUAAUGCAAAGAUUUUCCCAGCAAAUAAGAUAAGUGGUAAUCACACUUCAGCUAUUUAUUUUAUUGGAAAUUUUAUUUUCAUUUUUAAAUAGGAAGACUGUAAUGAAUACUUAUUAUUUUCCAUAAUCAAUACGUGCAUAAAAGUUACAUCGGCUUUUGCUGAUGAUUACUGGUCCACAUUGCUUAAAAUUUUGCAAUACCUCUGUUAGAAUGUGCGCCACAGAAGUUUUAUUUUCCAUGCAGGCAAUUAGUGCUUGUUUUUGCAGGGUAUACUUUUUUUUGUGGUUUCAUAGAACAAAUGUUAAUGUGCUGUUGACAAGAACUACUGUGUUUUAUGUCUCCACUCCAUGCUAGUGUUUUCUGGAUUCUGUCUCUCCUACUCUACAGGUGUGGCCUAGAGCCCUAAGUCAGGUGGUUAGUUAAGCCUUAAAAUGUAUCUAAAUACCCUGGUGUGCUGCUUUCUUUGGUUUUUUGAAUUCUUUUGAGUUUUCAUUAUUGUCCAGUAGCAGUAUGAGUACAGUAAUGGCAGUUACAGUCCCAAGUCAGUAUUUGCCAUUCUGGACACUCCAUGUUUACACAAUAUGAAUUGGAUUUACAGGCAGCAAUUGGUCUAUAGGAAAUUAUAAAUACUUACCACGUCAGUACUCUUGAAUUCUUUUCUUCCUGUUUUUGCUUACAUUUUUUCCCAUAGAUUUUCAGUGUCUAAUUUACUCAGCUUUAAGAUUUUGGAGUAUUUAAUAUCUUCAUCAAAUAUAUUUCUUGGUUAAUAAAUUUUUUAAUUUACUGUGUAUUUGAUUAAAUUAGUUGUAGCUCAGUUCUGGAAUAGGUUUAUGAUCAGUAUUAUUUUAUGGAUUACUAAUUGCUUGUGGUAUUUGUAUGUACAGUUCUGAUCCUCUCCAUUGUAAAGGGCAUAUAUGGUAGCACACCAACUUAUUUUUAAACACAUUAUUUAUUUUAAUUAGUAUAAAUUUCUAUCAUGUAAGAUGAAUUGAAAAAAAUAAAUAUUCAUUUAUUAAAGUAAAUGGGAUUUUUUGGGGACUCCACUGAUAAAGAUGCAGUCAGUGCUUUUAUUGUACUUACAUUUUCAAGUUCUAGUGUUUAGCAUUAUAAUAUUUGAAAUAAUGAGAAUUUUAUAUAUAAAUGAAAAUCUUGAUGACUUACCUGCGCAGUUUCCAUUCUUAAUAUUUUUUUUUGCCUUAUGCCUUAGUUUUUUUGGCUUUAAUUUCCACGAUUAUCUCUUUACAUGCUGAAUUGCCACUAGCCCUUUCUGGAUGCAUUACAAUGGCUUUAAUUAGAAUAUGUGCUCAUUUAUUAUUAGAAGAUGCUGUUUGCAUAAUGCUGCUUUUAGCAGAGCUGGGAGUUUUACCAUGGACCAAGUGAUAAAAUUCUCAACAAUUGCAAACGGAGCUGAUUCUGGAGGAGGGCAGACUUUAUCUGAAAAUACCACUUGAGGUGGAAUUUUGGUGCUCUUCAGCCAAGUGUCACCUGUAGAGAAGGCAACUGUAUAUUACAAAAAUAAGGCAAUCAGUGGGAAUAAUAGAAACAUUUAAAAAUAGUAUUUACAUUACAUGGACUGUUACUGUUCCCUUUAAAUGUAAUGCAAUUAUUUAGCAUUUUUUUCUUUCCUUUUUUCAUUUAACUGAAUUCUGAGAAGGCAGUUUAAAGAAAGGAAAUCGUAGUGUACAGCAAUAUGAAUAAUGGUAUCCAAACAGUCAUAACAGGCUCAGGUCGGGGGCAAAGCAAGAGAGUUCUGCAUUACCAGUUUGAGCAAUACUGGGUAAUGACCUGCAUUCUUAGAUAGUAGUGUAGCUCGUGCCUUAGUUUGACUUUGUGCUCUUUCAGAAAGUAACCCAUGGUUUCCCUCUGAUCAAACUGAGAUAACAAUGAAACUACAGCAGAUGGUUUCUCAAAACUUUGUACAUUAUUUUAAAAAAACCCAAACACCCAUCUGCAUGUCAGUAGUUGACAACUAAGUACCUCUUGCUCUGAAUCGAGGAGGGAAGGGAUAUUUUGAGGGUUUUAUGUAGCAUUAUCCACAAUACAGUACUUCUGUCCUCUCAGUUGUAUUUUUAGCUUCCUGUUCACUGUCCUGCAACAGUUUCCAAAGACCCAAAAAAUUACUAGAAGCCUCUUGGAUUUCUAACUCUUUAAUGCUGGAAAUCAGGGUUCCAUGGUGCUGCACACUUUGUAUUUGGCUUCUACUUCAGAAGUUUUGGUCAUUAUUACAGGAAGUGGAUACAUUUUGAGUAACGUUGAAAGGAAACAAAACCAAAGCCCCACAAGUCUAAUCACAGUAUUUAUUUAAUUGUGUAGAUAUUUUAAUCAGUGCCAGAAAUACCAUGAGUUGGCAAACCAGUUUACAGUGACCUUUAGUUCCAGUGUUCUUGGGCAAUGCACUUCCUUCCCAUAUGAACAGCAGAAGAUCUGGUAUUAAGUGCAUAAAUCCCUGUUGCUAAUAUAUGGUUAAGUGAUUCAGUGGUCAUUUUACACCUUCUCUGCUUUAAAGUCACACAUAGUAUUACAAUAUGACAGCUAAGGAUGUAGUUUAUUGUAUGUAGAUGUAUGUUUUGCCUUAAUGGAUGCAAAAGAGCAGUGACAAUUGCUGUGCACUGAUUUUUAUGGUUUUUUUUCAUAGGGCUUAAGCCCUGUAAAAACUACGCCAAUGGAUUUCCAUUCCAAUAGCUAGAGGAAAAUAAAAAACCCUGCACUUUUUAUAGAUGCCUUGGUUUCCUGGAAUGGAGCUUAGUGCUACUGUGUACCUGGCUGCAGAGCCACCUCAGGAAGUCCCUCUUUUUUUUUUUUUUUCUUUUUCCUUUUUCCUUUUUUUUUCUAAUUUAUUUAUAAAUAUUAAUGUUUACAUGAAAUGUAGGUCUUAAUUUUGACCACUCCAUUUAAAUUAUCAUCUAAAAUGUAUCACUUAAAAUGCAGUUUUGUGUUUAAAUUAUAUUCUAGAAAACUCAUUUUCAUAUGUAUUACAGUCACACAUUUUUCAUUCUGUUUACAUAUGCCCGAGUUAACAACAAUUUCCUCCUAGGUUAACUUUGCAGCUAUAACAUAAUAUUUUAUAUAAUUGUUCCAUGAAAUGUUCCAAAUUGCCAAGUUGUCAUCAUAAAACCCAUCAGGGUAGAACUUGGUGCCCUAAUGGCUUUGGGAUCUUUUUCAACCUAGUAUCUUGGCCAUUUUUUCUU
Messenger RNA from Serinus canaria (Common canary), 7206 nucleotides. RefSeq names its product solute carrier family 4 member 7 (gene SLC4A7). The record is from RefSeq and is a predicted model, not a curated record. Gene Ontology annotation, cellular component: apical plasma membrane; plasma membrane; basolateral plasma membrane. Lineage: Eukaryota; Metazoa; Chordata; Aves; Passeriformes; Fringillidae. Bases 159 to 3875 code for a protein of 1238 amino acids. Gene Ontology annotation, biological process: bicarbonate transport; transmembrane transport; regulation of intracellular pH. The transcript has 26 exons. Gene Ontology annotation, molecular function: sodium:bicarbonate symporter activity; monoatomic anion transmembrane transporter activity; solute:inorganic anion antiporter activity.